ACAUUCCAAAACCCCCACCAAAGGAUUUUUAAGGUUCUUUUUAGAUUAUUAUCUACUACUCCCAAGAACUCCUGAUAGUGUAUUACUUUUUUAGAAUUUAAAACUCAAAACCCAAUCACCUUCUUUGGCCAUUAAAAUUUUUUCUGUUUCCUUUUCAAAAUAGCAGAGAUGAGUUUAAGGGACAUUGAGAGCACACUGCCUCCAGGGUUCAGAUUCUAUCCUAGUGAUGAGGAGUUGGUUUGCCAUUAUCUUUACAAAAAGAUUGUUAAUGAAAGAAGCUCUAAUGGAACUAUGGUGGAAGUAGACUUGCAUACCUGUGAGCCCUGGCAACUACCAGAUGUGGCCAAGCUUGGUGCUAAUGAAUGGUACUUCUUCAGUUUCCGGGACCGUAAAUAUGCUACCGGUCUGCGAACGAACCGGGCAACGAUGUCGGGAUACUGGAAGGCUACCGGAAAGGAUCGUCCGGUGUAUGAACCCACUUCUCAUGCAAUUGUGGGGAUGAGGAAGACUUUGGUUUUCUAUCGCAAUAGAGCUCCAAAUGGUAUCAAGACUGGUUGGAUCAUGCAUGAGUUUCGUCAGCAAAACCCUUUCUUACCUCCUAAGGAAGAUUGGGUGCUUUGCAGAGUCAUGUACAAAGGCAAGGGAGAGCCCAUGGAAAGCCUCAACAUGGAAAAUGAAUUUGACACAUCAACAACCAGAGCCUCUCCUCCAAAUUUGUCCUCAUCAUCGCCUCCCAUUUACCAACCUCUCCCGUCUGUGUCCACCCAACAAAUCAACUCAUUCCCUCAAUUCAUACACUAUCAAGACCACAAUUUGCUAAAUUUAGCAAUAUUGAAUGCCAAUUCUCCACAGGAAUUAGAGAACAACAGACCCUUCUUUGAGAUUCACUCUAGAAGCAUUGGUGAUGAAUAUGGAUUUCUACUUGAUAUGGGUUUGGAAGAAAACAACAACUUCAGGAAUGAAGAGGCUUCAAGUUUAGAAGACAUUAAGUUUGAUGAUUAUGAGAGUAUGGUUAUUAAUUAUCUGGAUUAAUGGAUCAAAAGUGAAAGGAAUAAGUAUUUAUAUAUUCUCUACCCCAUUUGUUCAUGCAUUUUCAAUUCAUUUGUCUCUACAAAUAUAAGGUGAUGAUGUUUGUUGAAGGUUAGAUGAUUCAAAUGUUACAGCUAGAUGCUCUUUGGGGCUUGUAAUAUUUAUGUUAUGAUGUAAAUAUCAAAAUGAAAAAUAUAUCAAUUAUUUCUAUUUAUU
Telopea speciosissima is the source of this 1245-nucleotide messenger RNA. RefSeq names its product NAC domain-containing protein 100-like. Bases 169 to 1032 code for a protein of 287 amino acids. Gene Ontology annotation, biological process: regulation of DNA-templated transcription. Lineage: Eukaryota; Viridiplantae; Streptophyta; Magnoliopsida; Proteales; Proteaceae. Gene Ontology annotation, molecular function: DNA binding. The record is from RefSeq and is a predicted model, not a curated record. The transcript is spliced from 3 exons.